Molecule: messenger RNA, 1637 nt
Organism: Owenia fusiformis
Lineage: Eukaryota; Metazoa; Annelida; Polychaeta; Sabellida; Oweniidae
Source: the annotation of a GenBank genome assembly
CAAAUAUGGCGGACGUAGGUGGGUCUUCGAUAGCAGAUGCUCAGGAAAAUGUAAAAAUACUCGAUGUUGAAGAGGAAUCGAGAGAACCUGAAGCCAAAAAGGCUAGGAUAGAUACACCUUCUAAAGAAUUAAAGUAUAAACUCGAGGAAAGAUUAAAUGGAAUUUUAUGUUGUUCUGUUUGUUUGGAUCUACCCAAACAUUCCGUUUAUCAGUGCUCAAAUGGUCACCUUAUGUGUGCUGGCUGUUUCGCACAUUUACUAGCAGAUGGCAGACUCAAAGACGAGACUUCAACAUGUCCAAAAUGUCGAUGUGAAAUCAGCAAAAAUCUAUGCUCCCGUAAUUUAGCAGUAGAGAAUGCAGUAUCUGAGCUGCCAAGUGACUGCCAAUUUUGUGCAGUGCAACUGCCAAGAAGUGCCAUUGAGCACCAUGAGAGUCAAAUGUGUCAAGAAAGAAUAGUGACUUGUCGUUUUGUUCGCAUUGGUUGCCAGUGGAAGGGGCCUUUCCAUGAACUCCAGAAUCAUACAGACAUAUGUACGAGACCUGAUAGUAAGGGGUCAGAGGUCAUGGAAGCGUUGGAGUUUAUUGAUCAGAAACGAUCAGAAGAAAGCAAACUCUUUGAUAACAUAUUCAACUUGUUAUCAUAUGAAAAAAUCACAUUCAAUGAUUUACAGCUCCGACCGUAUCGAACAGAUGACUUCAUCACUCAACUUUACUACGAGACCAGUAGAUUCACAGCUUUCAACUACCAAUGGGUGAUCAAGGCACGAGUUGAUGGUGAUAAAAAGGAUCCUGUACAGACAUGUUCUCGAAGCCUAAGCUACCAAUUGGUCCUUAAAAGCAAAGUUAACGCCCCAUUGAGCGUUCACUUUGUAGCACUUAAAGGGCCAUAUGGUGAUAUGGAUGUAAAGCCCCGUAUUUGUCAGUUUGAGUUUGGGGGAGAGAAGGGAAUGGAAACGGAGUAUCAUGAUCUUCUAUUGGCAACUCCAUCAGACUGUAACAAAGUAUUAGCUGCUAAAACAAUGAAUAUGCGCCUAAUUCUUUUUCAAAUUCCUAAAUAACUUAAACAUAACUAUUUAUAAGUAUCUUUUUGAUGAGAUCUGUUUAUCGGCCAGUCGAUUCCCCAAACAAAAAAUAGAAGUGCUAACACUUAAAAUCUGUGGUAUAAAUAUUACAUACGUGUAUAUUAUGGUAACUCUGUUAUAACCUAUAUACAGUAAAACCUGUAUGUAGUGAACACGUAUAGAGCCACAUUUAAAGUGUGGUAUUUUAUUCAGGAGUAUAUGUAAAAUGUGUUUUGCAGCGGUACUCACUAAACACAUGUGUUCACUAGAGAGGUGUUUACCAAGACAGGUUUUACUGUAUUAUGGUCACUUUGUUAUUCCUUUUAACAGCUAUUGUUGGAAAUAAGCAUGCAAAAAUGAAAACAAAAAACACUAAAAUGCAUAUAAAAAUAAUUUAACUUUGAUGUACAAUAACUAUAAUCAAAAAAUUGUUAAAUGUUAAAAUUGAAAAAUUCCAACAAAAAUGUUAUUCAAUUUGAGUCACCUGUGAAUAUUUGGUAUACCUGAUUUUCCAAGAAAAGUGCAUUGUAGAAAUAGCAGAAUAUACUGUACUGUCUCUAUGCGAUUUGUACUUGU